AUGCCCAUGGUCGCAUCUGCAUCGGAGACUGUUCCUCAAUGCGCUCUCAAUUGCGAACAACAACUCACUGAUACAACCUCCUGCUCGAACACCGACACAACAUGUCUCUGCGACGAGGCACAAUACCAAAAAGACCUAUCCAAUUGCGCCAUGGCCAAUUGUUCCAUGAAAGAAGCACUAACUGCAAAAUACAUCGUCUCCCGGCAAUGCGAUCUUCCGAUGCCUCAGCGAUAUCCCGAGGCAGACCCUGCAACGAUUAUUCCGUUCGUUAUCGCGACGAUUCUGUUUGCUAUUCGGAUGGUUGCGAAGUCCUUGCGACUUGGUGGUGGUUGGGGACCGGAUGAUUAUACUAUCAUUGCUGCAUAUGCAUUGGCAAUUAUUGCAUUCGCAUUGAACAUCUCAAUGGUCCAUUACGGCUUCGGAAUGAACAUUUGGGAUAUAGUCCCACAGGACAACAUUACCAUAGCAUACAAGUACUUCUUCGCCUUCGUUCUCGUCUACAAAGCCUUAAUCUCUCUUGCCAAAAUAUCUGUCUGUCUCUUUCUCCUCCGCAUCUUCCAAUCAACCGCCUUCCGCUACACAACAUAUACCAUGAUAGCCAUCAACACUGCGGUCGCGAUCACAUGGAUUCUAACCGACAGCUUCCACUGUAUACCUGUGCAUCUUGCAUGGACAGGAUGGGCGAUGGAGGAGCAAGGAACGUGUAUUAAUUUUAUUGCGUCAACGUUUGCGAAUGGGUUUGUAAAUAUUGUUGUGGAUACAGUUAUGGUGAUUAUGCCGGUUUAUGAGGUGUCAAGAUUGAACUUGUCAGUGCAGAAGAAGGUUGGGGUUGCUGUUAUGUUGGGUAUGGGGUUGGUAUUGACGGCUAUUGGAAUCAUCCGAGUAGUCAUAUUCUCCCAAAACACCUCCAACACAAACCCAACCUUUGAAAUGGAACCCCUAAACCACUGGUCCGUGAUUGAAUGCCAAAUGGCCAUCAUCUGUGCCUGCCUCCCCACAAGCCGCGCGCUCUUCGUCCGUAUCCUCCCUAGUGCAGAUACAAGCCAUGACUCCUCAACCGCUCGCCCCUACCCAACCGCAACAGGUGCUUCGAGCAGAACAGCUGCUCUUUCCGCUUUUGCUGGAGCAGGAUCGGGUACGGGGGAAAAGGAAAAGAGUCUGAUUUCGAAGAGGGUAUCGUAUUCGGUUGAUGUUGGGGCGAAGGCUAAAGCGUUGAAGAGGGAGUCGGAUGGAUUUAUUCAGUUGAAAGAUAUUGAGAUUGGGGGGGAGAGGGGAUAA
Messenger RNA from Aspergillus ruber CBS 135680, 1278 nucleotides. RefSeq names its product CFEM domain-containing protein. The record is from RefSeq and is a predicted model, not a curated record. The transcript is spliced from 8 exons. The coding region runs from base 1 to 1278 and encodes 425 amino acids. Lineage: Eukaryota; Fungi; Ascomycota; Eurotiomycetes; Eurotiales; Aspergillaceae.